This is a messenger RNA of Exserohilum turcica Et28A, 1524 nucleotides long. RefSeq lists its product as uncharacterized. The record is from RefSeq and is a predicted model, not a curated record. The transcript has 3 exons. The coding region runs from base 1 to 1524 and encodes 507 amino acids. NCBI's taxonomy places the organism in Eukaryota, Fungi, Ascomycota, Dothideomycetes, Pleosporales, Pleosporaceae.
AUGGCUUUCGCGAAGGCAAUUCUUCUGGGGCUCGCUCACUUCCACCUCGGCGCAGCUAUUGCGAGGAGCCCCGCGGCCAUUGAUACGUCUUCGGGCCGGGUUCAAGGUUUUACCGAUGACAUCACACCGAAUGUUGCGCAGUACCUCGGCAUCCCGUUUGCGGAGCAGCCAGUCGGCCCUAGGAGAUGGCUGCCACCUGCUCCAAAGAAAAAGAGUGAAAGCAACCAUUCAGGCGAAGACGCUGGGGCCGUCUUGUCCAACGUCUGGCUGACGGAUGCGCCCGAGUUUAUUAUUACGCCGCGCGACUUUCAGUCCGAGGAGUGUCUGAACCUCAAUGUUUGGGCGCCGCUUGACAAGUGUCGGGGUGAGCAGUCGAAAAAAGAUUUGUUGCCUGUGCUCGUGUGGAUUUACGGUGGAGGCUUUGCUACGGGCGGUCCUACUGUUCCGUAUCAGGUCCCGGCUAGAUGGGUUGAGAGGAGUGGCGAGCAUAUCGUGGUUGGAAUCACCUACCGAGUGAACAUUUUUGGCUUUCCCAAUGCCCGCGCCCUGAAAAGCGGCGAGCAGAAUCUGGGCUUGCUGGACCAGCGCCUGGCUGUCGAAUGGAUUCGAGACAACAUUCGCAACUUUGGCGGUGACCCAAGCCGUAUCACGCUCUGGGGCCAAUCUGCAGGUGCUAUUUCCGUCGACAACUACAAUUUCGCCUACCCCGAGGACCCCAUUGCUUCUGGAUACAUUAUGAAUUCUGGCAAUUCUCUGCUCAGACUGCAGAGCAACGACGUGCAGCACACGAACUUUACCUUUGUCGCCAAGCACUUUGGAUGCAACACCACCACUGGCGAAUCCGAGAUUGAGUGUCUCCGGGGUGUGUCCUCGGUCGACAUUGAAAAGUUCCUCAAGCAGUACUCGGACAGCGGCAAAGCUCCCAGUCUCAGUUUCGUCCAAGUGGUGGAUAACCGCACCUUCUUCUCCAACCCCACGGAGCGUACUCUGGCCGGAAACUUUUCUCGCAAGCCCGCCAUUAUCGGUACGACUGACAAUGAAGGCAGCGCGUUUGUUCCAUUCAGCACAACACAGGCACCGAACCGAACCGCCGCAGACCGUUUUACGGCUGACUUGUUCCUUUGCCCUGCCGUCCAAACGACAUCCAGCCGCUACAAAGCAAACGCCACUACAUUCCGCUACCUGUACUCUGGAAACUUUAGCAACAUUGCCCCGCGGCCCUGGGAAGGCGCGUGCCACUCUUCCGACCUGCCCAUGUACUUUGGCACAUACGGCAUUGCGCGCGGCAACGGCACGCAGCUGGAACGCGAAACCAGCGAGCGCAUGCAAGACUUCUACCUGGCCUUUGCCAAGGAUCCCGUGAACGGGCUGCCAGACAUGGGCUGGGACGCGUAUGAGCCGGAAGGUGAGGCGCUGCUGAUUGCUCAUGGUGGACAGGCUAUACAGAAGAUUAGCCAGAGCAAACUUGAGAGCCCGUGUGAUGGUGUAAAACCGAAUGGGAAGCCGCUGCCUCCGAAUAAUUAA